AGACUAUGCCAACCCUGGAGGAAAACGUUGAUUGUCCGGCUCCUUGGACGUUCAAUCUCGUAUUCGUAUCUAGUAUCACAGCUGCGCUGGAAAUGGCGACCGAUUGGUUCUCUAGAGGUGAUGGAUCUCAACAAUGAUACGUUCCUGGCUACUUUUGGGGACGAUCAAGACUACUUAAGGGCGCUCACCGGAGGCCCGUGGGUGAUAUUGGAUCACUACUUGAUCGUCCACGAGUGGUCACCUGCCUUCCGCACAUCCGACAAACUACACCGAUCGCUGGUAGUCUGGGUACAACUACCAGAAUUGUCGGUACACUUCUAUCAAACAAAGAUUCUCUUCGCUCUAAGAAACCUCAUCGGACGUACAAUCAAGCUCGAUUAUCACACAGAAAACCGAGAACGAGGUGAAUUUGCCAGACUGGCUAUUGAGUUAGACAUGACUAAGCCUCUUCCCACGAAAAUAUGGCAGGAAAAUUUAUGGCAAUUAGUGCUUUAUAAAAAUUUACCAACGAUUUGCUACGAGUGCGGCCGAAUUGGGAAACAAGAGGAUUCUUGUCCUCAACGCGCACAGAACACGCAGCUCUUUACUGUAGGGCUGCCGAAAACAGAGUCUGCGACUACACCGACGACCAGCUCCCAGGAACCGCCGGCGGGCUUUGGCCCCUAG
Messenger RNA from Linum tenue, 666 nucleotides. The record is from the annotation of a GenBank genome assembly. NCBI's taxonomy places the organism in Eukaryota, Viridiplantae, Streptophyta, Magnoliopsida, Malpighiales, Linaceae.